GAGUUUUUAACAAAAAGUUCAUUGACAUCUGAAGUUAUUUCAAUUCACUAUACUCAAAUUACAACAAGUCAUCGAACUUCACAUCCUAUACAUUGUAAGAUGAAACUUUUUCAUUACUACAUAAAGAAACAAAAGGAAGAGCAACAUAUUUUUGAAGAUAAUGCUGUUUUCGUGACCGAUACUUGGGCUGCUCCAAAUGCUCGAUAUCAUGAACCAACAAAAGGUAUUGGUUUCUGGGAUCCUCUCAAAAAGCAUAAUUUAUUGGUGUAUUUGAUUAAUGAAUGUAGAACGAACAAUUGUUGUCCAGAAUGCCACAGCAUGAGUUUGUAAUCUUUCAAACGAGUUAUAAACCGAAAACCUUUCAGACAACAAACAAAUGUUUUAGUUAUUAGGCAUGGUUUAUUAAGGGGGGGUUUUUUUGUCAAUACACUAUGGUUAAUACCAGUGCUGUUCCUAACAGUGUACUUUAUGUCUAUCUUAUCUGGAAAAAUUAACUGCAGCAAUAAACUCCUUUAAAUUUCUUUUAGUUCUUCAUAGUGGUAUCGACUUAUUUAAAUCCCCUUUAUUGAAAAGAAGUACGCC
Cokeromyces recurvatus is the source of this 582-nucleotide messenger RNA. RefSeq lists its product as uncharacterized. The transcript has 2 exons. The annotation marks the transcript as partial. NCBI's taxonomy places the organism in Eukaryota, Fungi, Mucoromycota, Mucoromycetes, Mucorales, Mucoraceae. The record is from RefSeq and is a predicted model, not a curated record.